AUGCACUACAAGAAAAAGGCAACAGUCACCUUUCCAUGGAACGAUCCCCGCUUGAGGACCGAAGGAGGGAAACGACCUUCUGGCUCAGAUUGCUCGGAUUCGACAGUUUCCCAAAAGAACUCAGUUCCAGUCAACCGCAACCCUCCAGCGUCUGAGAAACAAGUCCAGGGUCAAGCCGCUUCCCUCUUCGGGGUUGGAGUGGAAGACACCGACGGCAGAGCAUGGCCUGGAAGCACAGAAGAAAGGAUUGUUGACAGGGAUAGACCCUUGUUUGACUUGCGGAAGACAUUCAAAAGCAGCGGAACAUUAAACCCAGCUACCUUAGGGGAGCUAGCAACAGACCUCGAGGAGAAGCUGGAAAUAGAGACUAGGCGCAAUGCAGGAGCAGCUACAGCGACAAAGUCGAGUACAACCACCAACACAGCCUCAGGGCAGGGAUCUUCGAAGACUGGUAUUUUUGGUUUCAGAGUGAAGCAACCGGCUCCGAGUCCACAUGCGAAUGCGUGGUUAGACUCCUCCAGAUCGAUUCACGCGUUGAGUCCACCACCUGCCAAUGAGGCACGUUCAACACGUCCGACUGAGAAAACCAGCCAGCCCCAAAAAUCAACCACAGUAUCCACUGAGGACUCGUUUCUUUCCAAGCUUUGCGCAGCUGCCUCAUCAGCUCCCGCUCAAGAAGCAGGGCUCCCAGCUACCGUGUCUGCACGGAGCAACUAUUCUGCCCAAUGUUCUCAAUUCGAUGGACAGGUCCAUCUGUCUGACGGAAUUGUCCAUCGACCGCCGCUUCGGCGUAGCCAACGCUUGCGCAAUCGCACUUCCAGUGAUAUACCCAGGACUGGCCCCUUAGUGGAAAGUAAGAAGUUCAUGACACCUUCUCGGCAGAAGACGCGGGUUCGCACUUUGGAGAAGGAUAGCACCCAGUCCGCUAGUAUGCAGGAAACAGACAUUCGAGGCCCGCAACUCUCUGAGCUUCAAAGACUCCACGGUUCAGACUCGUCUGCGCCCAUCACGAACAGUUCAGCAUCAUACACCCUGCGGUUGGCUUCGCCAAAAAUCAUGGUGCAUCGUCCCGAUACAAUUUCUAGUGAGGAAGACUCUCACCGCCAUUCUUCUGCAUCAUCACAAAUAGCUCCAUACAUGCCCCUACAAAAGAUCAGUACACGACCUUACCCUACGGUGGAAGAUGGUGACUAUUUUGGUAGCUCUUCACCAAUCAAGGAAGAAUCCGACAACGAGGACGACUCUUUCAGUCAUAGAUCGAAAAGUGCCUCACCGGAGAGGAAGCUCGGACCAAUAUCAAGCGCUCUGAUUAGCAGCCUGCUACCAGAGACAGCGGGACAUUUCAGAUCUGGAUCGACAGCUCUGAUCAGGACUCCAUCUCCAGGCCCUGUGGAUGCAGUUUGGAAAAGGGUCAUCACAAAAAACAGAGAAAUGAUGUUACCAGCAUUUUUCUACAUUGUGCAAGCGUUUUGCCCAGAUUUAACAGUUCAACAGAUACCGAGCGGCUACAUUUACGCCUUCAAGGCCAAGGACAGUCGAGCAAAGAACUAUGUGAGAAUUGGUGUAACCAAGGACAUCAUUGAUAGGAUGAAGCAGCACAAGAGGUGCUAUAGAGAAUACAAGCUGAUAUAUCCCCUGGGAGGGCAAGACCUCAUCCCCGUCGAUCACGCUCACCGUGUUGAGCGCUUAAUCCACGCAGAGCUCGUGGAGUAUGCAAUGAAGUUAGAACAAUGUCCGGGUUCUGAUCCGAAAUGCCACGGCCAUGGCGAAUGGUUCGAUGUCAAGGAAGACCACGCAAUAGCUGUCAUUCAGAAAUGGUGUCAUGUUAUAAGUUGCUCGGUGUACGAGCAAGUCCCUUUGCCUGAAAAGAUUGAGAGGAAAAAGAAGAAGACAGGUAGAGGAAGCCUGCAAGCGAGCUCUCCGAAUGAUGGAAAAACCAAUGCCAAUUCACCAGAUCGAACGGGUGGAAGCCCAAGGCCGUCAAAUUGCCAGAGUCCAGGGUUGGUGGCAGAAACAAAAUGGCGACUAAUACCGCUGUGCCUACAAGAUAUGAUGGCGAUCUGUUGGCCCCUGCACUUGCGGGCGCCAACAGCGGACGACGAAGAUGUCAAUGGAGAUGGAAAAGGGAAGGCGUUGAUUGAACAAUAG
Molecule: messenger RNA, 2148 nt
Organism: Endocarpon pusillum Z07020
Lineage: Eukaryota; Fungi; Ascomycota; Eurotiomycetes; Verrucariales; Verrucariaceae
Exons: 1
Coding region: 1-2148 (715 amino acids)
Source: RefSeq, a predicted model, not a curated record